This is a messenger RNA of Corticium candelabrum, 1338 nucleotides long. RefSeq lists its product as uncharacterized. The transcript has 8 exons. NCBI's taxonomy places the organism in Eukaryota, Metazoa, Porifera, Homoscleromorpha, Homosclerophorida, Plakinidae. The record is from RefSeq and is a predicted model, not a curated record. Bases 80 to 760 code for a protein of 226 amino acids.
ACACCCAGUGGAAAUACGGGACACCAACCUAGUCACGUGCUGGGUCACGCAACAAACAACAAUUGGAAACAGACACACUAUGGAGCUAGAUUCAUCUAUAUCAUCAAACAGCUUAAAUGAAUGUGCUAGUGUUUCAAUGGAUCCAGACACUUUGUCAGAUGAAGAUAAACAAGAAGACGACUCUUGCUUGCAAAAGUUUAUUGAUACCAAAAUUGGUCAUCUGUCGAAUUCGAAGUCAAAGAGGCCCAGAAGAUUGUUGGAAGCUCGGACAACUUCGGUCGACCAAGAAAUCGUCAAAAUCGUUCAGCAAGACGACAAGUGCACUGCAUUUUGUAACAGGAAAAUACAAGUACUUUCUCAGAAAGACAGGAUAGCAGAUACAAACGGAGACAAGAAGCACACAAUUGAUACCUCAACUGACUCAAUAUCGUUACCACUCAAAAAUAGAAGGCCCUAUGAACGUUUGAAGAUAGCUUGCCUGUUGCAAGGAAUGAAGCUGGAAUGUAAGAGAAGUGGGAGAGAAAGGGAAAUAUUACGAGCAAGAAGUCGACAACUUGCAGAUGCAAUGCUUGAACAACGUUUUUGUCAGAAAUACGUGUGUGCUCUACAGAGAGGCAAACUAGAAACUCGAAUUGACCAAAAACUUGUCAAGAGUUCGGCUGAGCUGUUGGCAGAAAUCAUUAGUGACUGUCCUAAUCCUCUAUUACGUGGUCAAGUUGUUUGGAAUAAACUCCUCUAUGGUUGUCACUCACAGAAAUGAACAAAAUCAGUUUAUUUACGAGAAGUGUGUCGCACAAGUGCAUCAACUCAAUGGACUCUCCUGGUAUACAUGGAGCCAACAAUUUUGCUUCAAGCAGUGAGCAUAAUAAGCUGUCGAGCAUCCAGUGGGUGAACUCAUGCGAUAGUCCUUGCUAACGGUCAGAAAGGAAGAGUGUGUGAUCAACCAGUUAUGUGUAGUUACUGUCUCCAGGUGAGUUGAUCAGUUCCAGAGGUUUCAACUGUGCAUGUUGCACGUACACAGCUACAUCGGUGUGGAUUGAAUACAGGGUGGAGAUAAGCCAGAUGUUGUUUCCAAUUACCCUGUUAAAUGUUUGCCUCUAACUGACCGUCAAGGAGCCAAUGUAACUGAACUGAAAGACAUGAGAGGUGUUGUGAAUAACGUAUGCGGGAAGUAACAUUGUUGCAGGAUGCAGGUUACAUACAUACCUUUAUGUCAUAAAAUAGCUUGCUUGUUGAAGAGCCAAUUUUAGAUAGAAACUGACCAAAGCAUGGAUAGUGCCAUGUGAUUUGUCAAAUUACUUAAUCAAGGUUUGCUUCGAAGCACAUUCAGUUACAGUG